Acanthoscelides obtectus is the source of this 933-nucleotide messenger RNA. Lineage: Eukaryota; Metazoa; Arthropoda; Insecta; Coleoptera; Chrysomelidae. The record is from the annotation of a GenBank genome assembly.
AUGGGUGGCGAAAAAAUUUAUGGAGUUCGGAAUCCAGGGAUAACUUCAACUAUGAAAACGAUGGUGUCACAUGGUAAAAGUGCUAUCCAUGCACUUUUAUGUAGUGGUUGGACCUCAAGUGCCGAGACCUCAGCUAUAUGCAAAGUUUUUAGUGGUAUAAUGGGAUUUGCAGAAAACUACAAAAAAGGGGUUCUAAAUAUAAAACAUGAGUUUCUGUUGGUUAUUGCAAGAUCCUUCAAAAACUGUUAUGUGGGUGAAUGUGAUGCUGAAUUGACUAUAUUUAAGAUUGAAUGGAAGGUUCAACACAUCGUUCCAGAAGAUCGUUACAAAGUCAAGAUUCUGCAAAGGUUGAAUAAACAUGUGAGCUCAAGGAUCAAGGUAGCAUUUCGAUCUUGGGAUCUCUAUGAGCUUCCAUCUCUUCGUUCUACAUCAUCGGAUGCUUGGGCAAUUAGAACAACCAGUAAACUAGAGAGACCUCUAUUCGUUAUCAUUGGAUUUCAAGAUUCUACAGUUGAAGAAAAUCAUUCGAUGGAUAUAACGAAAUUCAUAAAUGCCAACGUUAACUCGAUUCGCUUGAAGUUGAACAACCAAGUAUUCCCAUAUGAAAGGAGGAACUUGAAUUUCGAAAAAAAGCUCAACACCGCAGCAUAUUAUGAAUUUGAGAGCUUUCAAAAAACAUACUACAACCGGAACAUUUCUGAACCUAUGAUGGAUAUUAAAAAAUUUAAUGACAAUUCGCUUUUCGUUAUUGAUUGCAGUCACCAGCCUGAUCAUCUACAACUUUCAACUGUCGACAUAUCUUUGGAAUUUGAGACCAGGAAAACUGCACUUCCAUUCCACACCAAGGUGUACGCAUUAGUUAUUAAUUACUCAUGUUUCAGUUACAAUGCUUUUGAUGGUUCUAUCCAAAAUGGACUUAUUCAUUCCUAUUAA